AUGGAGCUCACAUACAAUCCUCUGAAAGAUAGAAAUCAUCAAAAAUACAUAAAGCUUGUCCCUCACAAAAAUCUACAACCCUCUUUAUUUAAUGUCAAGAACCUAUCCAACAAAGACCUGUCUCAAGACAUUAUAUUUGCGCUUGCCAAAGGUCCUAACUUCACAAUGGCACUUAGAAAGAUUCCACAGGAAGAGAUUAUCAGCCAAAUAGAGUCAACCGACUUCCAUCAAAACAAGCAGAUGAAAACGAUUGGCCCUUCAAGACCUUACAGAGACACAGACAUCAUCGUGCUUCCAGUCGACAAAGGCAACACGACUGUAGUCGUCAUGAACACAUCAGAUUAUAAGAAAAAGAUGAAGAACCUUCUUUCGGACAAAGCAUACAAAAAACUUGAUAAAAAUCCAACUAAUAUAAUCGCACAAAACAAGAUCCUAGUGAAAAAAAGCAAUAUUUCUAGUAAAACCAAAUCAACAUUAAUACUUAUGAAUCCUUUUCCACCAAGACUAUACGGACUAUCAAAAAUAUACAAACAAAACAUCCCUUUCAGACUGAUUGUCAGCGCUAUACACUCCCUGACAUACAACUUAUCCUGCUUCUUAGCAUAA
Atta colombica is the source of this 606-nucleotide messenger RNA. RefSeq lists its product as uncharacterized. The record is from RefSeq and is a predicted model, not a curated record. Lineage: Eukaryota; Metazoa; Arthropoda; Insecta; Hymenoptera; Formicidae. The transcript is spliced from 2 exons. The coding region runs from base 1 to 606 and encodes 201 amino acids.